Selaginella moellendorffii is the source of this 990-nucleotide messenger RNA. RefSeq names its product DNA-directed RNA polymerase III subunit RPC8. Bases 97 to 759 code for a protein of 220 amino acids. NCBI's taxonomy places the organism in Eukaryota, Viridiplantae, Streptophyta, Lycopodiopsida, Selaginellales, Selaginellaceae. The record is from RefSeq and is a predicted model, not a curated record. Gene Ontology annotation, cellular component: RNA polymerase III complex. The transcript is spliced from 7 exons. Gene Ontology annotation, biological process: transcription initiation at RNA polymerase III promoter; DNA-templated transcription.
CCACUACGAUAGGAACUCCAUUCGUGCUCGCACGCGCUAAACCUAUCCAAAGGUCGCUAUACUAGGCAAAGGCCAGUGGAUAGGUUUUUAGGGUUUAUGGUUUUAAGGAUGUUCGUCCUGUCCAAGCUGCGGGACACGCUGCGAAUCCCGCCCGCCAAUCUCGUGCUGCCGCUGCUCGACGCCAUCACGCUCGAGAUCCACAGAUUGUUCCUGGACAAGGUCGUCAAGGAUCUGGGGCUGUGCGUGUCGCUGUACGAUAUCCAAUCGAUCGAAGGGGGAUUUGUUUUCCCUGGCGAUGGAGCUCCGACUUACACUGUGGAGUUUCAGCUGGUCAUGUUUCGUCCAUUUCCAGGAGAGAUUUUGGUCGCGAAGCUCAAGAAAUGCGACAAGAAUGGGCUGGUUUUGUCGAUGGGUUUUUUCGAAGACAUAAUCGUGCCUCACCAUCAACUCCAGCAGCCCUCUAAAUUUGACGAGAACGAGAAACUAUGGGUGUGGAACUACCAAGAAAACGAGAUGUUCAUGGACCUUGAAGAAGAGGUCCGGUUUAGAGUUUUAAAAGUAAGAUAUCCCCCAAUUCCUCUGGAGCAAGAAAGAGACGCUCAACCUUUCGCUCCAAUGGAAGUCAUCAUCAUUCCAGGGAGAUAUAAACUCCGACGGACUCGGGCUCGUCUCAUGGUGGUGAUAGCUAGCGAUGAAAAAAACAACAAAAGAUACACACACAGAAGAAGCAAACUUUCCACUCGAGACAGGAAAGCAUGAGAGAUUUUUUGGUUCCAAGUUUUUCACCCGGCUCAGCGAUGAUUUUUGCAGCGAUCCUUCAACGCAAAGCGUGAAAGAUGAAUUUUUGUUUUUACCUCGCGACGAUCCAAAUAAGCACGAAGAAGAAGAAGAAGAAAAACCCAGAGCUCACAAGCUUUGCAUUGUCUCUUUUUCUUCUUUAUAACUUAAAGCGCUCACUUGUGACACACAAAUAGAGGCAAAGUUUAUCCA